This is a messenger RNA of Suillus paluster, 555 nucleotides long. RefSeq lists its product as uncharacterized. The coding region runs from base 1 to 555 and encodes 184 amino acids. The record is from RefSeq and is a predicted model, not a curated record. The transcript is spliced from 4 exons. NCBI's taxonomy places the organism in Eukaryota, Fungi, Basidiomycota, Agaricomycetes, Boletales, Suillaceae.
AUGUCCAUGAAGGACAUGAUUACCAAAGUCCUCAAAAAUAUCAAACAACAUGACUUGCUUGGCACUUCUUGGCUCUAUGCCGGCUUUGAGCUUGAAGGAUUGGACUCACUCUCUUUCACUUACACUGUAUAUCAGUCUCAAAACAAGGAUGUUUCUUUCAACAACAAAGAUGACUAUGCUGAGCUCUGUACUCAGGUGCAGGAUGUGAGAAAAGCAGAGGUGGCACUCAAAUUACUUGAACAGAAGGUUAUCGCUGGCGACGAUCCAACUGAAGACAAGCAAGAUGAAGAAGACAAUGAGAACCCCCAAAAGAAACGAAAACAGCAUGUGCCGUCAACAGAGGAAAUAGCACACGACCAGCAUAUCAUCAACCUGCAAAACAAAUAUCACUGCGGAGACCGAGCCUGCCCAUAUGACAUAUGUUAUCCCUCAGGUCCAACUGCCAAGCAUGAGGCUAAUACAGUCGGAGUUGAUAUUGAGCAUCCUCCGAACUCAAAAAUCUUUGAUCCAACCAACCAUGAUAAUGACGAGGAUGAUAUCGCAGCUCUUGCAUGA